AUGGCAAACCAAUUCCUGCUCGCGGCCGACAACAGCCCCGAUCUGCUGCCCCUCCUUCGCGAAAACCCAGCCCUGGCGUCAGCCCAGGACGAGCAUGGCUACUCGCUGAUCCAUGCCGCCGCAAGCUACAAUCACCUCGACCUCCUUCGCACACUUGUCAACGAAUUCAGGGUCAGUGUCGACCUCAAGGACGAGGACAACGAGACCGCAUUGUUCGUUGUCGAAACCGUCAAGGCCGCCAAGGUGCUUGUGGAGGAGCUGGCUGCCGACACCCUGCACCGAGGAUCCGAGGGGCUGACAGCCCGCGAAAAGAUUGAGGCAGAGGGAGAUUAUCCCGAGGUUGCCGCGUAUUUGAGUACCAUUGAGGCCAAAAAGGACAUUGAAAAGACAAUCGAGGAGGUUUUGCCAGAGACGAUCCCGCCACCUCCAGAGGGCAUGAAGGUCACCGUGGGGACCAUGGAUGAGACCCAGGACAUCCCUGAAGUCGACACCGAAUUCCGCCGUCGCAUUGAGGAGCUCGCCCAGCGAGAGGAUUUCGAUACCGCCCAAGGCCAAGAUGAGCUGCGCAAGCUUGUCGAGGAUGCCGUUCUGGGACAGGGUCUUGGCGAUGAGCGCAACGUCCGAACGAAGCCGGAGUAG
Molecule: messenger RNA, 639 nt
Organism: Clonostachys rhizophaga
Lineage: Eukaryota; Fungi; Ascomycota; Sordariomycetes; Hypocreales; Bionectriaceae
Source: the annotation of a GenBank genome assembly